Cornus florida is the source of this 760-nucleotide messenger RNA. RefSeq lists its product as uncharacterized. The record is from RefSeq and is a predicted model, not a curated record. NCBI's taxonomy places the organism in Eukaryota, Viridiplantae, Streptophyta, Magnoliopsida, Cornales, Cornaceae. The transcript has 2 exons. The coding region runs from base 138 to 698 and encodes 186 amino acids.
AUUGUGGGUGGAGGAUACAUGCAUCAAUUAACACUGAAGAUGGCAGUUUUGAGAUAAAGACAUUCAAAUCAACUCAUCAUUGCUCUUAUACUAAAAUUAACAAGCAAGCAUCAUCUUCUUUCUUGGCAAAAAAAUACAUGGAGACCUUGAGGGAUGAACCUGCAUGGAAGACUGGUGCAAUGAAGAAGGCUAUUUUGAGGGAUUUGGAUGUGAUUGUUUCUAGCUCCAAGGUUUAUAGAGCAAAGAAGAAGGCAGUCUCACACAUUGAGGGGAACCAUGGGUUACAAUUCAGAAGAGCUAGAAACUACUGCCAUCUAGUUCAAUCUACAAACCCUGGUAGCAUUGCAGUCACCACUAUUGACAGACCAACACUUGAAGAGCCUGCAAGAUUUGAAGGGUUAUUCAUUUGUUUUGAAGCAAUGAGUAAAGGUUUUUUAGAAGGGUGCAGACCAUUCAUUGGACUGGAUGGAUGUUUUUUGAAGGGUCCUUACAAAGGCCAACUGUUAAGUGCACUUGGGAGGGAUGGAGACAAUGGGAUUUUUCCUAUUGCUUUUGCUGUGGUAAGAUCUGAAACAAAGCAGUCAUGGAAGUGGUUCAUGGAACAACUAGAGAAGGCUUUGGGUCCAUUACAUCGGUUUACAUUUAUGUCUGACAGACAGAAGACAUGUUGCAUGGUUGUCAUCAUAGAUAUUGUGUAAAACACAUGUAUGAAAAUUUCAAAAAGAAGUUUAAGGGGGUGAAGUUAAGAAAUGAGAUGUGG